GUACGUUGUAGCCUCUCAGUGCUGGAGUCAUUUCUGCAUGCUGAAGGAUGUUAAUUUUGCAGUCAUGGCAAUACGGCUGCCUUCUCCUAAGUGAUUGAUCGACCGAGUAACAAAAUGAAAUUGUUUAUUCAACUGAACAUUUUUUUGUCUUGGACUUUUAAAUGUUAUUUUGCAUGGAGGGAAACACCGAGACUUAUCCUGAAACAAGACGAGGAAAAUACAACCCUGCAAUAUCCCAUAUAUCAGAACCACACAGUGUUCUUUCACCCAGAUGAUUCUGAUGAUCUAUACGUUGGAGGAACGGACUUUGUAUUACAGAUUGAUGUUCAGAACUGUCGGAUCAUAGAGGAAUUUACACUAAACACGACAGGUGAACAGACAUGUACAGAGGGACCAUGUGAGAAUGUCAUUACUGUGAUCCAACAUUUUCAAGAUAGUCUGUUUGUAUGUGGGACAAAUGGACACAAGCCACAGUGUUGGAAGCUGUAUUCCCAGAUCGACAAUCAAACACAUGAAAUAGUGGAGAGUUAUGAAGGGAUUGGGAUCUCACCACACAUUUACACACAUAACUCAUUGUCGCUCACAGUAGAGGGGGAUUUAUAUGCUGCUGCUCCCUUGGAUAAUGAUGGAAGUUCACUUCAAUUCAGAAGGAAAGCAGGCAGCAGAACCAAUGUGUGGAUGUACGACACAUGGGUGUCAGAACCCACCUUCAUAUCUGCCAACUGGAUCCAGCGUUCCGAUGAUCCACAUAAUGAAAAGAUCUAUGUCUUUUUCCGAGAGAAGAACUCUGACAAUAGUCCGGAGGCUGAUCCCUGGAUAUCAAGGGUGGCCAGAGUUUGCAAGAUAGAUGAAGGUGGGUCAAAGAGAUUCUUCCAGAAUACGUGGACAUCUUUCCUGAAAGCUCGUCUUGUGUGUGGAAUUCCAAAAGAGUCUCUCUAUUUCAACCGUCUUCAAGACAUCUAUGUGUUGCAUUCUGAGGACUGGAAGGGUUCAAGAGUUUAUGGCCUUUUCACAAGCAGCUGGAACUCUACUGCUGUAUGCGUAUACUCAAUGGAAGAUAUUGAUAGCAUUUUUGAAAACUCCACCUUCAAAGGCUUUGAUAAAGAAAUUCCUAAUCCCAGACCUGGAAGGUGUGUAUCAAACAGUAAGACCUUGCCAUUGGAUACCAUCAAUGUAGUAAAGGAUCACCCUGAAAUGAGUGACUGGAUCCAUUCCAUACACCCCCGUAUUCCUUUCUACAUAAGCAGCAACAACUAUACCAAGAUAGCUGUGGACCAAGUUCAGGCAGCUGAUAAACAAAUGCAUAAUGUGCUGCUUCUAGCCACCGACUCUGGAAAGAUACACAAAAUUUUAGAGGAUGGCUCAGAACCCUUCAUCAUCUCAGAAAUACGACCCUCCAACCACUCAGCCAUUAUUCGAUCGAUUAAACUGGAGUCUGCGAAGAGAAAGCUGGUCGUGGGCUUCUCUGAGCAGAUCUCUACCCUGGACCUGGAAAGGUGUCAGGACUACAAUAGCUCCUGUGAGGAUUGUGUUCUAGCGCGGGACCCUUACUGUGCUUGGUCCAAAUCCGGCUGCACCCCAACUGUUCUUGGAAGCAUUCAAAACAUCCUUGAUGGACAGACCAGUGUGUGCCCGAAAACCACACAAGAGUCAAAGAAACUGAACAGAACCAAACGAGAGACUCAGCCUCCUUCCUCAGAGCCUCCGACAGCUGUUCAUGAAGUCCCGCCGAAUGCCCCUUUCUACCUUUCCUGUCCAAUAGACUCUUACCAUGCUGUCUAUACAUGGGAGCAAGGAGGCCACAGCAAACCCUGUCUGCCCUUGCAGGCCAAUUGCCUGCACCUCAUCCCUGCCAUGGCCCAAGAAAACUACGGAGGGUACAUAUGCGUGUCCAAAGAGAGAGACUACAACAAAACAGUGAAAGCGUACCAGCUCAACCCAAACAGAACCAUCAGAAGCCCAUCCGUCCUCAGUGGAAGCACCAGUGCUAAAGCAGAGAUGGCCCUGUUAAAUCUUAAAACUGUACUUUCCACCCUUUCCUCCUUUAUCCUAACCAAUAGGCUACGUACCUGCAUGCUGCCUUGUGACAUUUAGCAGUUAAAGGCUCAGGUGCAAAAAGGUUUGUGCGGAAAUAGAGAGCGUUUGAUUCGAGAGACUCAGAAUGAUCUGUUGGCCUGUGCAUGUUCGCCAGCCUCCCCAGCAUAAAUUCUUGUUUGAAUCCCUUGAUCCCUUGAUUGUUGGUAGUGGGAACACAUCUGAUAGGCUAGAUGUUAUCAGAGAGGGAACAGGAUGGAGCACAGGAACAACACUUGGGCAUUUAUUUAAUUUCCAAGUCCGUUUUUAACUUCUGGCUCUAUAAGAUAAAUAAAGCAAAUAAAGUCAGAGACUUUGAUACCAUGUCAUUGAGUAAUAAUAUGGUAAAUUGAAUUUACUAUAUGGAUUGGAAUGUGUAGUUACAGUAUGGAUUAUAGCCGAUGUGGAGAAUGUGUUCUUAUUGCUUUGCAUCUUUAAUUUCCUCAUAAUUACUUCAUAAUUGUCACGGCCACAGCCGUGCCCCCUUGUUGUUUUUGGUUUUGCCCUGCCCUAGUGUUUCCCUGUGUCUGUCAUUGUCUUCACCUGUGUUUCGUUGAGUGGUUUCAGUUCUCGUUAGUCUUAUUGUGUCCACCUGUGUCUUGUUUGGUUCUGUGUAUUUAGGUUCCUGUUUUGUGUCCAGCCUUUGUCUUGUCCUUACCCUUCUUACUGUUUAGUACCCUGUCUGUUUCCCUAUUAUCAAGAAUAAACCUUGUUUGAUGCGC
This is a messenger RNA of Osmerus eperlanus (European smelt), 2795 nucleotides long. RefSeq names its product semaphorin 7A (gene sema7a). Gene Ontology annotation, biological process: negative chemotaxis; semaphorin-plexin signaling pathway; positive regulation of axon extension. The transcript is spliced from 14 exons. Lineage: Eukaryota; Metazoa; Chordata; Actinopteri; Osmeriformes; Osmeridae. Gene Ontology annotation, cellular component: external side of plasma membrane; plasma membrane. Gene Ontology annotation, molecular function: chemorepellent activity; integrin binding; semaphorin receptor binding. Bases 115 to 2094 code for a protein of 659 amino acids. The record is from RefSeq and is a predicted model, not a curated record.